This is a messenger RNA of Eufriesea mexicana, 317 nucleotides long. RefSeq lists its product as uncharacterized. Bases 15 to 317 code for a protein of 100 amino acids. The record is from RefSeq and is a predicted model, not a curated record. NCBI's taxonomy places the organism in Eukaryota, Metazoa, Arthropoda, Insecta, Hymenoptera, Apidae. The transcript is spliced from 4 exons.
CGUUGCUGUUUACCAUGGACACGCACCAUCGGAACUUAGGCGUUAAGAGAUCGCGAGGAUUGCACCCGGCCUGCAGGAAUCCCAUCUACCCAGACAAGUGCCUUCGAAUGUCCGAAAAGAAUUCCCGUGGCCCGGACUGGACUGGACUGUGGACUGGACGGAAAGGCGAGGGGGCUUUGAAGUUACAGCGUGGCCCCGGUUAUGCGCGAAAUUUCACAGGCACCACCGCUGUACCCCAUCAGCGCUGGAAUCUUGGCCGCGCACCGGACUUUGAUUACUCCUUCGUACCACCCGGCGCACCACCCCGCAGGAAAUAA